AUGCAGGAAGUGUUCCGCAUGAGCGAUCUUGGCCUUCUCUCCUAUUAUCUCGGCAUCGAGGUACACCAGAGCGACAGUGGCAUCACGCUCCGUCAAGCCGCGUACGCCGACAAGCUUCUGGAGCGCGGCGGGAUGCAAGACUGCAAUCCUGCCUUGGCGCCCAUGGAGUCCCGCCUCAAGCUGAGCAAGGAGAGCAACACUCUAGUCAUCAAUGCCACGGAGUAUAGGCGGAUUAUUGGUGGACUCCGGUAUCUGGUGCACCCGGCCGGACCUGGCCUAUGCGGUAGGGUACCUGAGCCGGUUCAUGGAGUCACCACAUGA
Molecule: messenger RNA, 321 nt
Organism: Panicum hallii
Lineage: Eukaryota; Viridiplantae; Streptophyta; Magnoliopsida; Poales; Poaceae
Exons: 1
Coding region: 1-321 (106 amino acids)
Source: RefSeq, a predicted model, not a curated record